Molecule: messenger RNA, 2916 nt
Organism: Miscanthus lutarioriparius
Lineage: Eukaryota; Viridiplantae; Streptophyta; Magnoliopsida; Poales; Poaceae
Source: the annotation of a GenBank genome assembly
AUGGACAGGUCCUACUACGCGCUUGUGCUCCUCUGCCUGUGCCUCGGCACGCUCCGUGCCGCCUCCGCCGCGUCGGUCACCACCGGCACUCCCGACGGCUCGGAGCUGUGGGGGUACGUCGAAGUCCGGCCAAAGGCGCACCUGUUCUGGUGGUACUACAAGAGCCCACAGAGGACGUCGACGCCGGGGAAGCCAUGGCCGACCAUCCUCUGGCUGCAGGGUGGCCCGGGCGCGUCCGGCGUCGGGCUCGGCAACUUCCUGGAGGUGGGGCCGCUGGACGUCGACCUGAAGCCGCGCAAUUCGACGUGGCUGCAGAAGGCCGACCUCAUCUUUGUGGACAACCCAGUGGGCGUCGGGUACAGCUACGUGGAGGACGACAGCCUGCUGGUGACCACCGACUGGCAGCAGGCGGCGGACGCCACCACGCUGCUCAAGGCGCUGGUCAAGGAGAUACCCACGCUGCAGAGCAGCCCGCUGUUCCUGGUCGCCGAGUCCUACGGCGGCAAGUACGCCGCCACGCUGGGCGUGUCAGUCGCCCGGGCCGUCCGCGCCGGCGAGCUCAAGAUCACGCUCGCAGGUGUCGCCCUCGGAGACAGCUUCGUCUCGCCGGUGGAUUUCACGGUCUCGUACGUGCCGCUGCUCCUGAGCGUGUCGAGGCUGGAUGACAACGCCGCCGCCGAAGCAAACAAGAGGACGCAGACGGUGAAGAAUCAGAUCGCCGCGGGGCAGUUCGCGGCAUCUCAGGGAUCGUGGAACGACCUGCUGGCCUUCAUAGACACCAAGAGUGGCAGCGUGGACGUGUACAAUUUCCUUCUUGACAGCGGCAUGGACCCAGUGUCGGCAGACACGCCGGCGGCGGGCUCGUCGUCGCCCACGCCCAGCAACGUGCAGGCGUUGAGGUACUCGACGUACCUCGGCAGCCAGGACUCGGCUGGCUCCUCCAACACCAUCGACGGCAUCAUGAACGGGGUCAUCAAGGAGAAGCUCAAGAUCGUCCCCAAGGACCUCAAGUGGGUGGAGGUCUCCAAUGCCGUCUACUAUGCGCUGGUCAACGAUUUCAUGAAGCCAAGAAUCGAUGAGAUUGAUGAGCUGCUAUCCUAUGGCGUGAAUGUCACGGUGUACAACGGGCAGCUCGACGUAAUCUGCUCUACCGAUGGCGCAGAAGCAUGGGUUCAGAAGCUCAAAUGGGAUGGGCUGAAGACCUUCCUGAGCCUGCCGAGGCAGUCUCUGUACUGCGGCACCAGCAAAGGAACCAAGGCUUUCGUCAGGUCCUACAAGAACCUGCACUUCUACUGGAUUCUUGGAGCUGGUCACUUUGUGCCGGCCGACCAGCCUUGUAUCGCGCUGAGCAUGAUCGGCAGCAUCACCCAGUCUCCGGCCAACUUUGCACUGCAGCUAGGCUACCAGAGCAAUGAAGACUUGAAGGUACAUUGGCUGCUACCAGGGAAGACAUUAGCAGAUGGUCUUCGUCUCAUAGUUUUAGAUACUGACACCAAUGUAAUGGCAACAUGUGUAGAGGAUGUCAAAAAUCUAAUAGUGUAUUUUGUUCAUGAGGAUGUGUUCAGAGAAGUUGAUUGGGAUGAUGUUGUUGCAAAUCCAGUGACUGAAUUGCCAAAGGUCAUCAGCCCAAGCAAAGUGCAGAAUGUGGAGAAGAAUCCUAAAGAAAAGUUGCAUGUUUUCUACACAAAUUUGGAUAACAUAAGGGUGGAUCAAGCUGUUGACAGUGAAGAUGAUGUGCUGUGGGAUAGUGAUAAUGAGAUAGAAGAGAGAGAUGUAGAUCUGUUUGAUGACCUUGUAACUUCUCAUGUACAAGUUAAAGACCACAAGAAAGCCAAAGGCAACAAACUGAAUACAUUAGAGAUAUCUAGACCUGUACAGGGAAGUGAUGAAGAGGAUAUAGAUGAUGAAGGUUUGGACCUUCCAGAAUCAGAUGGGGAAGGUGAUACUUACUAUGGGUUACACAAUUGCCAGAAGGAGUGGGUGCUCAAGAGAUGUACUGCAAAAUGGUUGGCUGCAAAGUACAUUGAGUCAUUUAGAGCAAAUGACAAGAUGAGCAUCACUAGUUUUGGAAGGACAGUACAAAAGGACCGGAACCUUACACCAUCAAGGAGCAAACUUGCUAGAGCUAGAAGAUGGAUCAUGAAGGUUAUUCAUGGAGAUGAGGUGUUACAAUUUAAUUCCUUGUGGGAUUAUGGAAAUGAACUGAGGAAGAGUAACCCUGGGAGUUCUUUCUACCUUAACCUUCAGGGUAGCCUCUUUAGUAGUUGCUACAUGUCACUUGAUGCUUGCAAGAGGGGUUUUCUUGCUGGGUGUAGGCCCAUAAUUUGUCUUGAUGGGUGUCAUGUUAAAACCAAGUUUGGUGGUCAACUUCUUACAACAGCUGGUAUGGACCCUAAUGACUGCAUUUACCCUAUUGCCUUUGCUGUUGUUGAGGGUCUAAUUCCAGCAGUGAAGCAAGUGUUUCCUGAUUCAGAACACUGGUUCUGUGUCAGGUCUUCUUCAGUUCAACAGUGGACCAGAAAUAUAGAGAAGAUGAAAGCUUUGAAUGAGGAUGCCUACAAAUGGCUAGAGAAGAUGCCUCCUAACACAUGGGUAAGGGCUUACUUCUCUGAAUUUCCUAAAUGUGACAUUUUGCUGAACAACAACUGUGAGGUCUUCAAUAGCUAUAUUCUAGAAGCUAGAGAAUUGCCAAUACUUAGCAUGCUGGAAAGGAUAAAGUGCCAACUCAUGACAAGGCACUACAACAAGCAACAAGAGUUAGGAAAAAAUAUACAAGGUGCUUUCUGUCCCAAGAUUAGGAAAAAGGUUGCAAAAAAUGUAGAGUUUGUAAAUAUGUGUUUUGCUUCACCAUUAGGACAGGGUGUCUUCCAAGUGCAGAUAAAGGAUUACCAGCACAUACAAUGCAAGGACAUGUGA